Messenger RNA from Naegleria gruberi, 717 nucleotides. RefSeq lists its product as uncharacterized. Lineage: Eukaryota; Heterolobosea; Eutetramitea; Acrasida; Naegleriidae. The record is from RefSeq and is a predicted model, not a curated record. The coding region runs from base 1 to 717 and encodes 238 amino acids. The transcript has a single exon.
AUGAGAUUUUUAGAUAAUAAGGUCGAUUCUCCUUCCAUCAGAAAUGUAAUGAAACUUUCAAGAGAUGAUUUAAGGGCCAACCUCUUUCCAGACUUUGUCACACCGACCUUCAGCCAAGAGGAAGAAAUGAUGAUUGAUGAGUGGAUCAAGAGGACAGUGAGGUAUUUCUUUCAUCACCACAAUAAUUCGAAAAACAAGGAUGAUGUACUCUAUGUUUUUGUUGAUGGCAUGUGUUUAAACAGUAAUGAAUCUGUUAAAUCUUUUGAAACACUCUGUAAAGGUAUUGGAGUUGAUGAAAAAGGGGAGGACGAAACUGUUAAAGAAAUUGUUCAACUCACAACAACGAUGGAUUUACCUGGCAUUCAAUCAUCCAACAAUACGGGAGCUCAAGUACCAGAUGAUCAUGUAUCAUGUGAAAAAUUGACUAGAGUAAUCAAUGAACAACUAAUCAAUGUUGAGUCAAAGAUCAAAAAAUUGGCUUCUUUUUAUUGUGUUGAAGUAGAAAGAGAUGAAUCAGAUUGUAAGGAAGCAAUCGAGGAGAUGAAAGAUAGUCAUCCAGCAAAACAGAGCAGAAAUUAUGAUAAAACAAAACAAGAAUUUACCAGAUUGGAUGAGAAAUACACCAAGACCAUCAAUUACAAAUUUGUUUACAAUAGAGAGGACAAACUUGAAGAAAUUGUUAAUGAUUUGACAGAAUGGAUUAGACAAAAUGAUUAG